Nilaparvata lugens (brown planthopper) is the source of this 2253-nucleotide messenger RNA. RefSeq names its product carcinine transporter. Gene Ontology annotation, biological process: transmembrane transport. The record is from RefSeq and is a predicted model, not a curated record. The transcript has 9 exons. The coding region runs from base 1 to 1506 and encodes 501 amino acids. Gene Ontology annotation, molecular function: transmembrane transporter activity. Gene Ontology annotation, cellular component: membrane. Lineage: Eukaryota; Metazoa; Arthropoda; Insecta; Hemiptera; Delphacidae.
AUGGACUUUCUGGUCAAUGAGCUUCACGAAUUGAUGGAAGACGUGCCUUUCAAUUUGAGGCAGAAUAUAUGGCUCCAGUUGAAUGGCUGCCUCCCUCAUUCCCUCAUUAUGCUAGAAACGUCCAUGGGUGGCUUGAUAACAAUUGUGCUGGGCGGUGGAUUGGCCGAGGGGGACCCAAUAAAUUUAGUCUGCUUGUUCUGUUGUCAGGAAGACUCGAGUGGAAAUGAAACAUACAGCAGCUGUGAAGCCUAUGCAGUGAACUGGUCGCAAGUGGCAUCAGUUGAGGAUCUAGUGCCAGACAGCAGUUGGCCCAAACAGCCAUGCUUAUUUGGAUGGGAAUACAGUAAAGACGAAUAUCAAUCCUCUAUUGUAAUCGAUUUUGAUUUGGUUUGUGAAAAAAAGAUCUACCCAACCAUAGGAUUAGCGGCUUUAAACACAGGAGGGCUUAUAGGUGUCUAUAUGUUUGGCAUCAUCAAUGACAAAUUUGGUAGGAGACAUUCAUUUUUCCUGUGCCUGUCAGUGCUUAUAUUUGGAAAUGUGUCAUCGGCGUUGAUGACAAAUUUCUGGAGUUGGGCCGCUUGUCGGUUCAUUGCAGGACUCACCAUUCCCGCUAUCUAUCAGAUUCCAUUCAUCAUUUCGUUGGAACUGGUUGGGCCAAACUAUCGGUCGUUCGUGACAGUCAUGACCUGCAUGUUCUACACAUUCGGGCUCAUAUUUCUGGCGGCCAUAACCUAUAUGGAGAGGGAUUGGACCCAAUUAUCAAUUGUUACAUCUUUACCAUUUGUCGUGUACUACAUUUACUGGUGGUCAGUUAGUAUUUCUUUCUGCUUUAACAAAAUACCGAGCUAUUUGACGUGUUGGGUGGUGAUGGAUCGCUGGGGAAGGAGGUGGCCCCUCUCUAUAUGCAUGAUACUCAGUGGCAUAUCAUGCGUCAUUACAGUGCUACUUCCACCAGAUGCUGUGACCUUGACGUUGGUGCUUUUCUUAUUCUCAAAGUUCACCAUUUCUGCUUCAUUCUUGAUCAUCUACCCUUUCGCUGGAGAACUUUAUCCUACUCAACUUCGGGGAGUUGGAAUUGGAGCAUCAGCUUACAUAGGUGGCAUUGGAAUGAUCAUGAUUCCUUUCAUCACUUAUUUGGGUACAGACAACCUGAUACUUCCAUUAGUAAUAAUGGGUUGCGUGUCGGUGAUUGGCGGCGUGACAGGGUUGCGUCUGCCUGAGACCCUGCACCAUCGACUGCCGCAGACCUUGGAGGAGGGAGAAGAGUUCGGCAAAGACUGGACCAUCACCGAUUGUCUUCAGUGCAUUCCAAAGAAGCCAUCUUCAACUUCUGGCUCAUACGAGGACCUAGACAAAACUCGAGUUGAUUUGGAAAUGAGAGAGGAGAUUCCAGUGCAGGAGACGCCACUCUUUGGCAAACCUCCGCCUAAGCUGGUCAGACAGGCAUCAAUCAUGGAAACUCCUCUAGAUGCAUCUGGCAGUAUGAAAAUGACUUACUGGUUUUAGAGUAGAGAUGGUUCAUGUUUGUUUCACGAACUCUAUAAUAUGUAAACUUUGUCUGUUUUAUGAACUCUGUAUAGUUGUUGAAGUUGAAAAAUUGAGUGGUUAAAGAUAUACAAAGAAAGUGAUCCCAGAAUGAAAGAAAACAAUCAGUUAGUCUAUACCAUAGAGAAACAAUGGCAUAAGGUAUUGUUUCUCUAUGUCUACACUAAAUAUUUCAUAUUAAUAAAAUCUUUAAUGUUUACAUUGAGGAAUAAUGCAGUGCCGUUGUGUCGUUUCCCUGUAGGUUCUUUAGUGAGAUCCACGUUUUGAAGUCAGCAUCUGAUGAUUAACAUUGGUUUAUUACUUUUCUUGUGUUGAGAAAAAGCAGAUACUUCAUCCUUAUCUAACUCCUUUCCAAAUUGUUAAUAGGCGAUGUAGAAAUAUAAUGAGCUACCAGAAUAAGUAAUAUCAGUUGAAAAAUCUAUUAUUAAAAUAAUCAUGCAGACAUAUUUCCUUAAUGAAUAAAAUAUAUUUGAGCAAUUCAUGAUUAUUAACAAGAAUGUACAAUAAUUAAUAUUAAAUCAGAUAAGACGAAUACAUUAUUGAAAGCGGGGAAAAGGAAACGUAGCUAGAUUGAUUUAUGAAACAGAAACAUUUGAAAUAGCAUAGCAUGAUUAUGCUGUUUCGAGCCAAUUAAUUUAAUUCAGUUGUACAAUUUCAAAUCAUUAUUUGUAGACUUAUUGUUUUGAAUAAAAUGUUCAUGACCAAAAA